This is a messenger RNA of Austrofundulus limnaeus, 1929 nucleotides long. It is a transcript of the gene sspn, whose product is annotated as sarcospan (Kras oncogene-associated gene). Gene Ontology annotation, cellular component: dystrophin-associated glycoprotein complex; sarcolemma. The record is from RefSeq and is a predicted model, not a curated record. NCBI's taxonomy places the organism in Eukaryota, Metazoa, Chordata, Actinopteri, Cyprinodontiformes, Rivulidae.
GCCCGGCGCCAGAGGACGGUCAUAAGUGCAGAGUGUGUCGUUUCCCUCUGCUCGUCGCCCUGCUGCAGCUCCUGUUGGGGGUGGCUGUCGCGGCCGUGGCCUUCCUCAUGUUGGCCAUCAGCCCCUCACUCUUGGCCCGGGAGACGCCUCACUGGGCUGGGAUCAUUCUUUGUUUAGUUUCCAUCCUGGGUUUCAUCCUCUACUGUAUCAACUACCAGCCAGAUGAGCGUUCAUCUCUGCAGUUUAUUGUAAAGCUCCUGUAUUUCAUCCUGUGCACCACCGGCCUGGUCAUAUCGGUGCUGGUCGUGGCGUUUGCGGGACACCAUCACUCGCAGACCAGCAGCCUCACCUGUGAGCAGGAAGGAGGGGACUGCGUGUGCGUACUGGAUCAGGUCGACCCCAUCGCUCGCACCUUCGUCUACAAGGAGGUCAGCGACUGCGGGUGGAUUACGGGGACCCUUCCUUUCUACUUCCUGAUCCAGAUCAUCCUCAACCUGGCUCAAGCGUUGGUCUGUGCCAUGGGCGCCUUCAUCAUGUGGAAGCAUCGUUAUCAGGUCUUCUUCUCUGGGCUGCAGAUCGGCUCUCCCUCCACCAAGAAGUGGCAAAAAGUGUAGAGGAAAGGAUUCGUUGCCUCUUAUUUUGAAUGUCUGUGCCUUAGUGUGUCAGUUACAGGUAGAUGACAAGUUAAAGGAAAGGUUGUAGACAUCUUUAGGGUUUCAUAUUUUUACUGAAGUCUUUCAAACUCCACUGAAGGAAUGGAUCACCCAAAACACAUCCAAACCUAUUUUGUUGUUUUUAGAUCAAAUCACAUUUAUCAGACCAGUUAGUGACCCUCAGUCUCAUGGAUGAUGGGUAGCAGCCUAGUACAUACCUGGUACUUACCAGAUACUACUUAUUACUGGGGUUCUUCUUCUUAAUGACAUAGUAAUGAAUGGGUAUGCGCCAAGUACUGAGUAUUACCAGAUGUGGUUAGGGUUAGGUACCUGUACCUGGUUUAUACCUGGGUUAGGGUUACCUAGUUUGUACCAGAUACAAACUUUGUAAAUAUUGGGUAUUUAUUAGUUACUUACCAGGAACUUAUUAAGGACACUUCUUUAUCCUUUGAUGUAACAUUUAUUUAUGUUCUGUUGGGAGUGGUCUCUUCCAGGAUGAAUGCUUCUAUCCAUAACAAUACAUACAUACCAGUUAUGUACUAGAUACGGACCUGGUAAGUACUCUGCACAAAUAAAGAUGAAUAUUACUUCACAGGGUAAAGAUUAUAACUCAUAUAAAUUUUUAAACUGAACCUCAGACCUGAUCUUCUCACAGAGUAAAAUUCUUUAACUUCUCAUUUUUCUGUGUGUUAACAUUUAUAUUGCUUGUGUGAUGAUGAUGAUUAUGGUGAUGAUGAUGUCUUUUUGCACUCAUUUUGUAUAAAAAAACUUUGUAUUUAUCAAGCAUAAAUACAUUAGGACUUUAACUUGCAACUAUUUCCUUUUUGAAAAACAAAGCCAAAGAUUUUCUGUUUUGAGUUUUCUUGACAUUUAUACUCUUUUGUGUGUUCUCUGCAGUGUUUGACAGGCUACACGUAAACUCUAUUAGCAAUGGUUUGUUUUGUAAAWAAUAAAUAAAUYAAAUGGUUUUUGCACAGUUUGAAGUAGUUUUAGUAGURGAGAUUACAGAUUAGUUUCCAGUUGACAAACAAGAUCUCUGCAUUUGAUUUGUGAUAUUUUGCUUCAGUAUUUUUUAAGAUUCCAGAGUGAUUUGCAAAAGUUAAAUAAAGUAUAUCCUCUAGCUGUAUAAAAGACUUUUAAACAAUACAAAUCUCAAACGAUAAAAACAGUAAAUACCCUCCAUUCUUUUUCUGGUGGUCUUUUAAAGACCAAACUAUUAUUUUUUAUUAUUUUGUUGUAUUAAUAAAACCACAAUAAAAAGGAGUUUUCCCACUCU